Odocoileus virginianus texanus is the source of this 647-nucleotide messenger RNA. The record is from RefSeq and is a predicted model, not a curated record. NCBI's taxonomy places the organism in Eukaryota, Metazoa, Chordata, Mammalia, Artiodactyla, Cervidae.
CUAGGGCUCUCAUCACACCACUGUCCCCGUUCCUGCCAAUGGUUGCUGAAUCUUGCUGAUGGAGUGGCUGCCUUCCGCGCCUUCCUGAAGACGGAGUUCAGUGAAGAGAACCUGGAGUUCUGGUUGGCCUGUGAGGAGUUCAAGAAGACCAGGUCAACCGCCAAACUGGUCUCCAAGGCCCAUAGAAUCUUUGAGGAGUUUGUGGAUGUGCAGGCUCCGCGGGAGGUAAACAUAGACUUCCAGACCCGAGAAGCCACAAGGAAGAACAUGCAAGAGCCAUCCCUGACUUGUUUUGACCAAGCCCAGGGCAAAGUACACAGUCUCAUGGAGAAAGACUCUUACCCCCGGUUCCUGAGGUCCAAAAUGUACUUAGAUUUGCUGUCCCAAAGCCAGAGGCGGCUCAGUUAGAACUCAGAUGGGGACUCUUGGAGAUCACCGGCUUCCCCCUCCCCUUGCUGCCAAGACCAUAUUCUAAUGUGAAGUGUCAUAGGUGUUCAAAAGCAGUGGCGAUUAGGUUGGGAGGCCAGGAGUAAGGAACAGAUGAAGGGCCAUUCCAAAGUCUGAUCCAGCCACCAGAGCUCGGACUCUGUCCUACCCCAUUUACCCAUGUUUGUGUUUUGGUUAGUGGUAGUACACUGUCACCCUUC